CCGCGCCCUCCGCCCCGACCCGGGCCCCGCCAUGUCCUUCUUCCGGCGGAAAGCCAGAGGCAGAGAGCAGGAGAAGACCUCGGACGUCCCGUCGGGGAAAGCUUCAAUAUCCGUACAUUCCCCACAAAAAAGCACCAAAAACCAUGCCUUGCUGGAGGCUGCAGGACCAAGCCCCGUGGCGAUCAGUGCCAUCUCUGCCAACAUGGACUCCUUUUCCCGGAGCAGGACAGCCACGCUCAAGAAGCAGCCGAGCCACAUGGAGGCCGCUCAUUUCGGGGACCUGGGCAGAUCUUGUCUGGACUACCAGGCUCAAGAGACCAAAUCCAGCCUCUCGAAGACCCUUGAGCAAGUCUUGCGCGACGCUGUCGUCCUCCCGUAUUUCAUUCAGUUCAUGGAACUUCGGAGAAUGGAGCAUUUGGUUAAGUUUUGGUUAGAGGCUGAAAGUUUCCACUCGACAACGUGGUCGCGAAUAAGAGCCCACAGUCUGAACACGGUGAAGCAGAGCUCGUUGGCGGAACCCGUCUCUCCAACUCAAAAGCACGAAACUGCGGCUGCUCCUGUAACCGAGUCCCUUGACCAGAGGUUGGAGGAGCCGAGCUCCGCCCAGUUGCUCCUAACUCAGUCCGAAGGAAUCGACCUGACUGACAGAACUAGCAACACUCAGAAUCACUUGCUGCUCUCCCCGGAAUGUGACGGCGCCCGUGCUCUCCACCCGGCAGCGGCCCGGACAGGGGCGCGUCGGGCUUCCCUGGAACCCCAGGAGUCCUGCAGACUUACCGUGGCCAGUAGAAAUAGUCCCUCUUCUCCCCUGAAGGAGGUGUCAGGAAAAUUAAUGAAAAGCAUAGAACAAGAUGCAGUGAACACCUUUACCAAAUACAUAUCUCCGGAUGCUGCUAAACCAAUACCCAUCACAGAAGCCAUGAGAAACGACAUCAUAGCGAAGAUUUGUGGAGAAGACGGGCAGGUGGAUCCCAACUGCUUCGUUUUGGCGCAGUCGAUAGUCUUCAGUGCCAUGGAGCAGGAGCACUUUAGUGAGUUUCUACGAAGUCACCAUUUCUGUAAAUACCAGAUUGAAGUGCUGACCAGUGGAACUGUUUACCUGGCUGACAUUCUCUUCUGUGAGUCAGCCCUCUUUUAUUUCUCUGAGUACAUGGAGAAAGAGGACGCGGUGAAUAUCUUACAGUUCUGGCUGGCAGCAGAUAACUUCCAGUCUCAGCUUGCGGCCAAGAAGGGCCAGUACGAUGGACAGGAGGCCCAGAACGAUGCCAUGAUUUUGUACGACAAGUACUUCUCCCUCCAAGCCACACAUCCUCUUGGAUUCGAUGAUGUGGUCCGAUUGGAAAUCGAAUCCAACAUCUGCAGGGAAGGUGGGCCCCUGCCUAACUGCUUCACCACUCCAUUACGUCAGGCCUGGACCACCAUGGAGAAGGUCUUUCUGCCUGGCUUUCUGUCCAGCAGCCUCUAUUACAAGUAUCUGAAUGAUCUCAUCCAUUCGGUGCGUGGAGAUGAGUUUCUGGGAGCGAGUGCUUCUCUGGCAGCUCAGGGCUCCGGCGGCCCCCCUGAUGACCCGCUGCCAGGGGCUUCGGACCCCUCGGCGUCCCAGUCCAGUGUGAAAAAAGCCAGUGUUAAAAUUCUGAAAAAUUUUGAUGAAGCGAUAAUUGUGGAUGCUGCAAGUCUGGACCCAGAAUCUUUAUAUCAACGGACAUAUGCAGGGAAGAUGACUUUUGGAAGAGUGAGUGACUUGGGGCAGUUCAUCCGAGAGUCGGAGCCUGAACCUGACGUCAAGAAAUCUAAAGGGUCCAUGUUCUCACAAGCUAUGAAGAAAUGGGUGCAAGGAAAUAGUGACGAGGCCCAAGAAGAGCUGGCCUGGAAGAUUGCGAAAAUGAUCGUCAGUGACGUCAUGCAGCAGGCCCAGUGUGCGCAGCCGGGGGAGACCUCUGCCAAG
Messenger RNA from Sus scrofa (pig), 1945 nucleotides. It is a transcript of the gene AKAP10, whose product is annotated as A-kinase anchoring protein 10. NCBI's taxonomy places the organism in Eukaryota, Metazoa, Chordata, Mammalia, Artiodactyla, Suidae. Gene Ontology annotation, molecular function: protein kinase A binding. Gene Ontology annotation, biological process: intracellular protein localization. Gene Ontology annotation, cellular component: mitochondrion; plasma membrane. The record is from RefSeq and is marked provisional.